Messenger RNA from Papaver somniferum (opium poppy), 429 nucleotides. RefSeq lists its product as uncharacterized. The coding region runs from base 1 to 429 and encodes 142 amino acids. The transcript is spliced from 2 exons. The record is from RefSeq and is a predicted model, not a curated record. Lineage: Eukaryota; Viridiplantae; Streptophyta; Magnoliopsida; Ranunculales; Papaveraceae.
AUGCAUAAAAAUUAUAUUGCUGCAUUGUCGGCAAAGUCUGAGCCGAAAAAUUUCAGAGAGGCAAUGACACAUCCAGGUUGGAGGAAAUCAAUGGCGGAAGAAAUACGGGCCUUAGAAGAACAAGGCACAUGGGAUAUCACUGAAUUGCCACCUGGUAAGAAGGCUCUAGGAAGUAAGUGGAUAUAUACGGAAAAAUAUGAUGAAAAUGGUACUUUGGUACGUUUAAAAGAAAGACUUGUGAUUUUUGUAAAUCAUCAAGUUGAAGGUUUGGAUUACAAUGAGACGUUUGCACCAGUGGCAAAGAUGACAACUGUUCGUAUGUUUUUGGCUGUUGCUGCGGCUAAGCAAUGGGAUGUGCAUCAGAUGGAUGAAAUGAUCUGGUUGCGCUUACACAAUUUAAAGCAUACUUGGGUCAAUGUUUUAAGAUGA